AUGUCGAAACAAAAGAAGCGUAAUUCCCAAAACAUGGUAGACCCGAGGUUACAGGGUCCAUUCAGGAAGUACCUCCCCUAUAACAUCUUUGAAGAGUGCCACAUUGGUCAUUUAACUACACUUGAUUAUAUUUUCGCGUUUUUAGUUGUCGUUGCCAAUUUCACAUUCGUAUGGAAAUCACAUCCUUCAUCAUUUUGGGCCCGUCCAUGGGAUAAUGAUACUGAACAGGAACUAUUUGGUUACAUUCGGUUUUAUCUGGACAAGGCCUUCUACAUUCACGAACUACCACCGUUCACCGUCCAGCUAUACUCCACUAUUGAGAGGCUAGAUAUCACACAAAAUCUAAGAUGCGUUUCUUUAUUUUUGAAUUCGUCCACUUUGGCUUUUCUUUUCCUGGUGUUGAGGAGAAUUGAUUGCUCUUUUAUUAUUUCCACAGUGGGUUUACUGACACUGUCCAAUUGGGGGACUUUUAGGAAAGAGGGUACCAUUCUUUCAUCUGAUAAUUUGGAAUGGUGUCUUUUUUCAAUAAUAUUAUACACUUCUAUCACUAUGUCAAGAAUGAAGCUGGGCACUGCUAAAUGGUUCGCACAUUUGAUUACGUUAUCCAUUUCUUUAGGAUUAGCAAUUUCUUCUAAAUUCAUUGGAUUUCUCACAUGGGGGUUCAUUAUUCUUUCUUUGGUGCGUCAAUUCGAUAAAUUGAUAAGUGACGUUGAUAUCACGGCUUUUCAAAUUGUUAGAUUCAUUGUUUUUAACCUAUUAUUUAUUUUUAUUGUCCCUACUUCCAUCUUUACGCUAAGUUACUGGAACUUACUCUCAAACUUUAACGUCGAUGUUCCUGAAUAUUCAAAAUAUAUGACCACUUCCUUCAAAUCGUAUCUGAGAGGUUCCCAAUUGCAGCCAACUCGAUUAUAUUAUGGCUCAACCAUUACUUUGCGCCACUUGGAUUCAAUGGCGGGGUAUCUUACCUCUCAUGAAAUUCCCUACCCAUCUGAUAUACAGGAAAAUCUAGUCUCAUUAUCGUUUGAGGAAUUUAAUGCCGAUAAUGAAUGGGUAGUUGAACAUCCGACGUUGAAAUUAAAUUUUUCUGAAAUACAUCGUAUUGGUCAAUUGAUACCUUUAGAGUUUGAUCAUGAUAUAAAACUAAGACACAAAUCUACUGGGAAGCUGUUAAGAGCAAGUACCGCUAAACCGCCGAUCAGCGAGCAGGAUUACGAUCUUCGAAUCUCAUGCACGAAGGACUCCGAGUAUGAAGGAGGAAUGGAUGAAAGAUGGAAUGUUCUGUUGGUAAAAGACAGUACUAAUGAUAAUAACAACAGUAGCAGUGAUGAUAAGUAUGUCAAGCCACUUCGAUCAGAGGUCCAGUUGCGCAAUAAGGGUCAGAGAUGUGGGCUAUUGAGCCAUGAUCUGAGAUUACCUGAAUGGGGUUACUUUGAGCAAGAGGUUCUAUGUAUGGAAAAUCCAGUUAUGUCCAGAACCUCUUUUCUAAUAGAUUCAGUAAGACUGGCAGUUGAUUUCCCAAUUCCGACGAUGAAAUAUUAUAUGAACGAGAUUAAUUCCUCAACAGAAGACAGCCGCACUUUGUCCUUGAAACAAUUUGUUGGCCUGCUCAAAGAGUACAUCUUCAAACAGUACAAGUACAAUUAUUACGUUAGAUACGGUAAAAGCAAGGCAAAUUUCGAAGAUUCUUUGGUUGUGGAGAAAUGGCCGAUCACGUUGGACGCUGGAUCUCCAGUCUGGUUUAAGCUCGCUUGGUAUGGUUCUAUACUAGCGAUGAUCGUUUUCUUGUGCGUGCAAUGUAACAGAAUUGUACAUUGGAAUCCAUGGUCAACUACUGAAACAGUCUUUUCCAUCAACUGGGAUAUCUACAAUGAGUUUGGCUGGGAGUGUACUGUUGGAUGGUUUUUACAUUAUUAUGUCUUCACUAUGAGUCCACAUUUCAAUUUGGAAAGCAAAUUGUACUUUCAAAGUUUUAUUUUCAGCGAGUUAUGUCUUCUGGAAUCAUUGAAUGUUUUGGCAAAGAGUCAUAAGACCAUCUUUUCCAUUAUGAUAUUAUUGCUUAUUACAUCAAUAGUUCUCAUGUAUAAAUAG
Molecule: messenger RNA, 2088 nt
Organism: Saccharomyces eubayanus
Lineage: Eukaryota; Fungi; Ascomycota; Saccharomycetes; Saccharomycetales; Saccharomycetaceae
Gene: PMT7
Product: putative dolichyl-phosphate-mannose--protein mannosyltransferase
Exons: 1
Coding region: 1-2088 (695 amino acids)
Biological process (GO): protein O-linked glycosylation via mannose
Cellular component (GO): endoplasmic reticulum
Molecular function (GO): dolichyl-phosphate-mannose-protein mannosyltransferase activity
Source: RefSeq, a predicted model, not a curated record